AUGAAAAGGGGAAAUCUAACAGUUAUCAGUGAAUUUGUCCUUCUGGGACUUUCCAGCUCUGCAGAGAAGCAACACUUCCUGUCUAUACUCUUCCUCUGUAUGUACUUAGUCAUGGUGUUGGGGAACAAGCUCAUCAUCUUGGGCAUUGGUUCUGACUCUUACAUCCAUUCUCCCAUGUAUUUCUUUCUUAGCAACUUGGCCUUUGUUGACAUCUGUUUUACUUCCACUACAGUCCCACGAAUGGUUGUGAACAUUUUGACCAGUACACAGACUAUCUCCUUUGCAGGCUGCCUCACUCAGCUUUUUUUCUUCAUUUCUUUUGUGAAUAUGGACAGCCUCCUUCUCUGUGUGAUGGCAUAUGAUAGGUAUGUGGCAAUAUGCCACCCUUUAUAUUAUACAGCAUUAAUGAAUCUUUGCCUUUGUGUCCAGUUGGUGGCUGGACUCUGGGUAGUUACCUAUCUUCAUGCCCUCCUACACACUGUCCUAAUGGCACAUCUUUCUUUUUGUGCUUCCAACAUCAUCCAUCAUUUCUUCUGUGAUCUCAACCCCCUCCUAAAGCUUUCUUGUUCUGAUGUCUCCAUCAAUGUAAUGGCCAUUUUUAUAGUGGGAGGUCUAUUGGCUCUCACCCCCCUUAUCUGUAUCCUCAUUUAUUAUGGGUUUAUCUUCUCCACUAUUCUAAAGAUAACAUCAACUGAUGGGAAUCAGAGAGCCUUUUCUACCUGUGGCUGUCACCUGUCAGUGGUGGUGUUGUUCUAUGGCACCUCCAGUGCUGUUUAUUUCACCCCUUCCUCCUCUCACACCCCUCAGAGAGACCCUCUGUCAGCUAUCAUGUAUACCUUGGUGACUCCGAUGCUGAAUCCUUUCAUUUAUAGUCUAAGGAACAAAGAUAUGAAGAAAGCACUUCAGAAAACAUUGUGUAAGGGCAGAAAUUUUAUCCAAAGACAUGAUCUCAUUGGUUGA
Orycteropus afer afer is the source of this 960-nucleotide messenger RNA. Its product is annotated as olfactory receptor 1C1. Bases 1 to 960 code for a protein of 319 amino acids. The record is from RefSeq and is a predicted model, not a curated record. Lineage: Eukaryota; Metazoa; Chordata; Mammalia; Tubulidentata; Orycteropodidae. Gene Ontology annotation, biological process: G protein-coupled receptor signaling pathway. Gene Ontology annotation, molecular function: G protein-coupled receptor activity; olfactory receptor activity. The transcript has a single exon. Gene Ontology annotation, cellular component: membrane.